Messenger RNA from Chinchilla lanigera (long-tailed chinchilla), 321 nucleotides. RefSeq names its product vegetative cell wall protein gp1-like. NCBI's taxonomy places the organism in Eukaryota, Metazoa, Chordata, Mammalia, Rodentia, Chinchillidae. Bases 1 to 321 code for a protein of 106 amino acids. The transcript has a single exon. The record is from RefSeq and is a predicted model, not a curated record.
AUGGCAGCCGCACUGAUUGACUCAGUGCUCUCCCUGCAGUGGCCGUGCCCUCCACCGAGCCCCCUGACGGCUCUGCUCUGGCCCGAGCACCCUUCUCCUCCCCCACCCAUCCUGCCUAAACCAGCCCCUCACCUGCUGCCUCUCCCAGCGCCGCCCACCCACCUCUUGCUUCCUCCACUCCUCCCCCGCCCCAGAUGCAUCUUGCCUGUGGAUCUGUUGGCAUCUGUCCACUGUGGAGGCACCAUGAGGACAGCCCCAGCCCCAGGGAUGUCUCCAUCCUCUGCCCCACAGUGCCCAACUCACGCCGAGGAGGAGCCGUGA